Messenger RNA from Gadus morhua (Atlantic cod), 3017 nucleotides. RefSeq names its product serine/arginine repetitive matrix protein 1. Lineage: Eukaryota; Metazoa; Chordata; Actinopteri; Gadiformes; Gadidae. The coding region runs from base 762 to 2381 and encodes 539 amino acids. The record is from RefSeq and is a predicted model, not a curated record. The transcript is spliced from 6 exons.
AUCAACCUGGUGGCAUCCCUCGGAAAAAUGAAUUGCAUCUCGGGCUGGUCACAAGGCGAAAUCUGCCCAGCAUCCUAAAGCAGAGUAGCAACAGAGACGCUGAUUGGCUAAGAGGUCCCCCUCAGCUCAAACAGCUAUGCAAACACUUUCCCUCUCUCACUCUCCGAGCGCCAGGUAAUUAUAGCCAGGAUGUUGGUGACGACAGUUGUCCCAACGAGACUUCAAAUGCUGGAAUAAAUUUGACAUUAUGACACUUGAUCCCGGCACCAAUGACGAGUCCGAGUAAACACUGCCCCUCAGUAUAAAUGCAGGGUCCCCCUUUGGAACAGAAGUUGUUUACCCCCUUACUCAACAUAUCUGCUCCAUGCUUAACCUCGCUGCUGUCGGGGUAGGAAACAGGGACCUUUAAAUUCAAUCCGCGAAACUUAACGUAACGUGAGGGGCAAAAGAAAUCCGAGGAGUAGAAAGCUAUCAGCUUAAAGGUGGACUGCCGUCCGGUGUGGUCUCUGGAGCGCACGCUGUUGCGGAGGGAACGGCCAGCAGCGCACAUUGGAGGGACGCACUUGACAGGAUAAGGGAAAUAAAGCGCCGCUGUAUUCUAGCAAGUGUCCCUCACUCCUCCAGACGUCCGCCAUCGCCUCUCUUGGGAACCAGAGCGACACAGCGCGCGAGAGAGAGAGAGAGAGACAGAGAUAGACAGAGAGAGAGGCGAAAUCUGCCAUUUGACACCGGGGGCCUCUCUGCAUCCAGGGGGCUGCGUGAUGGCGGCCAUCGACCUGCGGCGAGGGCUGGAGCACGGCGGUCGCGGCUGGGGCCCAGAGCGGGCCGACGCGACCGACGGCUUCGACUCGGAGAUGCAGGAGUGGGAGGACCAGCUGCAGGACAUGCAGAAGAAGAUCGAGGAGCUGUACAAUGAAGUCCAGGCACGCAGAGGAGGAAGUGACGUCACCACCGACAAGCAGAAGAACGGCGACGCCCUGGCGUUUGGCCUGGGGCACGCCGGCCACAGCCGCUACUACGACGGUGCCACGGGUGACAACCUGGUAACCGCGGCGACCGCCCCCAAGCGCCACGGCGGCGGCGGCAACGGGUUCGGCUGCGGCUACGGCCGCGGCCCCGACGGCUACGGCUACGCCGCGGACCACCGGAACGGCGGCUACGGCUACGGCUGCCACGGCAACGGAGUGGCGUCGGAGAUCGGAGACCUGCUGCAGGACUACCUGGGACAGGGCAAGGACAUGAGGCGGAAGAACAACGGCGCACGCCGCGUGCACUUCAACGACACUAUCGCUGUGAGCCGGGACCUCCCCAAGCACCAGGACGACGGCAGGGGCGGCGCCGGAAACGGAAGGAAUUGUCACAGCCAGCCGUCGGAAAGCGUGGAGGAGACGGAGAACCACAAGAACCGCACGUCCCGAACGAAAGACAAGGAGAACACCUGCGCCAAGCCCCCCCUCCGACAGAGGGACCCCUCCCCCUCCUCGGCGGCCCCCCGCCCGGCCCCCCAGCCGCACCCCCCCGCCGGCGGCGCGCACUGCGACUCCCCCGCCCUGGACAGGAAGCCCUUUGGCCAGGGGCAGCUGGCGGACAGGAAGUGCGGCAGCCCGUCCGUCCUGCGCAAGUUCGGCGCCAUGCUGCACGAGAACGAGGGCAAGACGCUCACCGAGUGCGGCGUGGUCACCCGGCGGGACGCCUGCCCGGAGAGCCCCAAGGCCUCCACGCCGGGCUCUCAGCGCCGGGCUCGGGCGCCCGCCGCCGACGCCCUGACGCCCGAGUCGGAGCCGGGCCAAAGGAGGAGGGCGCCGGUGGCCGGCAGCCCCAAGCCCAGACCCAGGGCCGACAGCGGCACGGAGAGGGACGCGGGGGGCCGGCGGGGGGGGUGCGCCCCGUCCCGCUACGGGGAGCAGCCCAGAGCGGACUUCAAGGCGCCGGGUGGCGGCGGUGGCGGCGGCGGCCAGAGGAACCAGAGGGGCCAGGGGGCCCAGGGAGAGGGGCCGAGCGGGGGCCGCGGGAGGGACGACGACGCGCUCAUGGAGCUGCUGGACAUGCUGGACAUUCAACACGAGUACAGCGCGGCGGGGCCCAGAGGGGGACACGCCGCACACAGACAAGGGCCACCGCAGGUCAACCCGGCCGAGUCAUCCACAGCAACACACACAAACAAUUUCUCCCGGCCGGCCCGGCCAGCCAAUCAGCGUCCUCCCUCCAGAUGGGCAAGCCGCACCCCUUCCGCCAAGAUCACCGCCCCGUCCGGCCCGAUGUACCGCCCCCCCAGUCCGCUGGCCCGCCCCGCUAGCCCACUGACUCGCAGCCCAAGUCCCGCCCCCAAACACAAGUCUCCUAUCUGCUACUCUCGCCAAAUCGAGACUGUCAUCAUGUGAGAAUCUGACAAAUGCCCGCCGGCCCUCGGCAACAGCUCACCCUGAGCCCCCCCCCCCCCCCCCCCCCGAAAUGCCUGCAUCUCACCUCGAACCCUGUGUAAAUAGGACAGACUGUUUAACUACGAUUUUUCUAAAAAUACUUGAUCAUGCCAUGGCCAAGAGAGGGAGCAAUCGAAUACAUUCUCCAGUGUUGCUGUGGCUUUCUCCCCUCGACUUCUUCUUUGGUUUUCCUUGUGCCAAAACCAUCAUUUUUCUUAUUUCUUAUUUCUUUCUUAUUUCGUUCUUUUCUUUUUUUUUUCAUUACUUUUGUAUGGACUUUCAUGUGGUUACUAUGUUUAAAUGUAUUCAAGCAUGCUCCCCCUGUUUGAGGGCGCAUGCUCCAGUGGUUAACCCCAUCCGCGUGGACAGCCAUGUUGGCUGGCAUUAGGAGCAGGACUGAAGUUGCACCUGUUGCAUCAGUCCAAGCAGCAACACGCUAAACUGAUUAUUGUGUGUGUGCUUGUACUGUAUCCUAUUAUAAAAUAAACAUAAUUCACUGUGUCGAGACGACGUCGGUGGAGAAAUAAGUAUGAUAAGCCUUUAAUGUACAUAUCCUUUUUCUUUUCCUUCUUCAUAAUAAACAUAAAAUGUGCUUUG